AAAGUUAUUAACGGUUAUGAGGGGUGUGGGCUGAGAUGCAUGGUCAACUUUUUACUUUUGGCGAAACGAGCUAUUUGGAAAGUCGAGUAAUGUUUAAAGUCUACACUGAAUAUAUAUAGACUGCAUGUGUAAUUAGGCAACCUACUCGAGAUGUUAAAUAUUAGGGUAUAAGAUUUAAGCAUUGUAAUAAAAAAGCUCAUUCGCAAGGGCUUGUCCGAAUAAUAAAGUUCGGAAUAAGGGCGAGAAAUCGUUAUCAUUUGGUGGAACGUUGGGGAUAGAUUGUUAAAAUGUACUCCGAAUGGUAAGAAAACAUUGACCAACACUCACUACAAACACCUGCGUGUGUAAACUUGGACCUGCAUGCGGUUGGUCUCAAAGAAUAGUCUAGUAUUUGUCUUAAUUCUACGCUUGAUUUCAAGACACUUCGAUUUCGAUCGAAAAAUUCCGCAUUGCAUGUUUAGAACAUGAAGGAAUAUUCGAACUUUAUUUGAUCAACAAAUUUGGCCGCAAUGUGGUAAAAAUUUGUAUUUCCUCCACGGUCUUGGCCUAAUUGAAGUAUAGCUGUACUGCAUGUGUACAAUAUACAAAACAAAAGAACUUGUUUGUAAUUGUAUUCGAAGCAUUAAACCGUGAUGUCUUAAUGAGCGUUUAUUCAUUUCUGCGCUUGCCAUAGGUAAACAGCAUUUCCUCUUCAUGUGGAGAUGUUCAUUGUUUGAUUUGUUUCCCUUUAGUUAUCUCUCGACAUGUAAAUAAGUAGAUUUACACAAUCGCUUGUACUGCUCCAAUAUCGGUACGGAAUUUAAUUAACCAUCACCUUUUUACACUUUCUAUGGUUAAAAAUAUCGUCGAAAAAACAUAUGCUUCACCACCAUAUAGGUAUAUUAAUCGCAAGUUGUCAUGCAUGGGCAUAAAUAUGUCGUUUGCGAAAGAUUUUCCGGUGUGCAAAUGAAAUAAAUUAAUUUAGAUAUGUUUGAAAACCAGGCUUAAUAAAAGGCGUAACCUCAUAGAUUAGGCUCGCUUUGUAAUUCAAGUCAUUUUACCGACUUGCCUGAUCCGACGGAAAUAAUGAUCCUCGAUGAAUAGAGCUGUCACAUAGGUUUGACUGAUUAGAGCAAACCCUAUAUUAAAAUUCAAAUUGCUUGAUCAACCAACCGGUUCCCCAGUGUUACCAAUAUAUGCAAAUACUUUAACCAAAGCUGCUCAAAUCUAUUGAGACUGCCCCACCUUGUAUAAAUAUGGUAAAAUUAAAGUCAAGCGGGGCUGUCAAUGUGCAUUGGACCGAACCUGGUUUUAAAAACUACCAGAUCUGGUCACACGGCGGUUCAGUCAAGUGCACGGUUUGAUGAUACACAACGCAUUGCAACGAGUAAGCGCCUCGCUGAACUUCAUAGUAACCUUCACCGUCGACUAUUGCCUAAAAGAUGCUCAAAUUUAACCUUCAAGUGCUUUGCCUGUGGUUUAUUGUUGCAAUAUCUAACGAAAAAGUGUGCGAAGCAUGUAUGUCGGAAAUCAAUUGGGCUGAAAUCAAUGAAAAACUUCCAACAGGUCCGGAUGAGGGAGAUGAACGCAAGGAGUUGUUUAAGAAAUUUGACGUGAUUAAAAAUGGUCGGCUCGCGCUUUUUGAGGUUGAAAGGGGAUUGCGAUAUGAGCCGAAACUCGGUGUUUUUUAUGAUGCAAAACCUGCCUUUAAAAGAGCGUUCGCCUUGGCUAAGGACAGCGAGGAAUCAAGUUACAGGAGAGGUGAUGAUUACGUCGAGAAACCUGAAUUCAGGUAUUUCCUUCAGUCCCUUCUACAAUCCUUUAAGUGUUACAUGGCAUUUUCCUGCGUCGAUGCGAGCAAAGACAGCAGAAUCGAGUUAAUAGAAUUUGUGAAUGCUGAACCAGAAAUCAAGAGAUGGGUUGGAAAGAUUAAUGAUGCUGAAGAAGAAUUCAAGAAGAUCGAUGCCAAUGGCGGAGGGUAUAUCUUGUUUGACGAGUUUUGCAACUGGUUGGAUUCCAAAGAUUUUCAUAUUGAAGACGAUGACGAUAACAUUUUGUAAUGAUCAAAAUCUGGCAGUGUUGUUUGAUCUUGUCUUGAUCAAUCUUUAGGAAAAUUUAGUUGUUAAGCACGUUUUCCAGCUUUUUUUUUGCUCCAGUUCUAGUGUAGAGCACUUGUGUACUUUUGUUAAAAUAAAAGAGAGCUUCUCUGGAAGCUUUUCA
Molecule: messenger RNA, 2199 nt
Organism: Dendronephthya gigantea
Lineage: Eukaryota; Metazoa; Cnidaria; Anthozoa; Malacalcyonacea; Nephtheidae
Product: flagellar calcium-binding protein-like
Exons: 2
Coding region: 1422-2039 (205 amino acids)
Molecular function (GO): calcium ion binding
Source: RefSeq, a predicted model, not a curated record